AUGGGAUCCAAAAACAACACAUUCACUAUUCUUAUGUUCCCGUGGCUCGCCGAAGGACACAUAUCUCCCUUUCUCCAACUCGCAAAAUCGCUCGUAGAAAGACGACCCUUCCGACUAUACUUCUGCUCGACCGCCGCCAAUUUUGCCUCUAUAAAUGGGUUUAUCGACGCCAAUUCGUUAAAUGACACCGUCGAAAUCGUCGAGCUCCUUCUAGAAGCUUCUCCCGAACUCCCUCCGCGCUAUCAUAGCACAAAAAACGUGCCCUCCGAGCGUCGUACCGAUCUCUUACAAGCCUUUCAAGCGUCACGUCACAACUUCUCGGAUAUUGUCGAUGCCGUGAGCCCCGACGUUGUAAUUUACGACGUGUUUCAGCCGUGGGCCUCGAAAAUCGCUUCGUCGAACGGGAUUCCCGCCGUCUUGUUUUGUACCACGGGGGCCUUCGCGUCGGCUUCUCUGCAUCACCGCCACACGUUUGGCGAUUACGACUUACCGUUCACGACGAUCCGUUUAGAAGACUACGAAAUGAAAAUUCUCGAUGCCGAAAUCAACUACUUGCGGCACAAAGUAGUCGACGCUGGCUCCGGAUUCUUCUUUGGAACGUUCGAGCUAUCUCAUGACAUCGUUUUAAUAAAGACAUGUAGAGGCAUCGAAGGGAAAUACGUCGACUACCUUUCGACUUUGUGCCGCAAGACAUUAGUACCCGUCGGGACGCUCGUCAACGAUGGCAUCCGCGGCCACACGGGAAGCUCUGAGAUCAUCAAUUGGCUAAGCGAGAAAACCCGCCAUUCGACCGUAUUCAUUUCCUUCGGGAGCGAGUACUUCUUGUCGAAGGCCGAGAUCGGCGAAAUCGCAAAAGCUCUAUCGAUUUGCGACAACGUCAAUUUCAUUUGGGUCAUCCGGCAUCCCGUCGGAGACACCGUCGCCGUCGAAGACUUUCUGCCGCAAGAAUUCCUCGACUGGGUCGGCGAGCGGGGCAGAGUCGUAACGGGAUGGGCACCUCAGGCCGAUAUUCUGGCGCACGAAAAUACGGGAUGUUUCGUGAGCCAUUGCGGGUGGAGUUCAGUUACGGAAAGCAUGUACUUCGGCGUCCCGAUCGUUGCCGUGCCGAUGAAGGUCGAUCAGCCUCUAAAUGCUCGGAUGCUCGCCGAGGCCGGCGGCGGCAUCGAGGUCCGAAGAAACGGCGACGGCGAAUAUACGGCGGAGGCAAUUGUUGGGGCAUUGCGGAAAGCUAUGUCAGAAAAUAGCCUUAGAUAUGGAGUUCGAGAAUUGAACAAGACAACUAGAGACGAAAACGAGCUUCUACUGAAUAAAGCCGCUAAGCAGCUCUGGCAGUUGUGCCUUAAGGGUUGUAAGAAUAAUUAGGGACGCAGCAUGGCGCGGAUAGUUUUCCGUCGCAAAAUAUAUUCGGGACAAUAUUAAGAUUAAUAGAGAUAAAAAUCGGAAAUUAGAAUGAAAACUGAUUAAAUAAUUGUGCUUUGAGAGCUUCACUCCAUAAC
Messenger RNA from Andrographis paniculata, 1496 nucleotides. Its product is annotated as UDP-glucosyltransferase 29-like. The record is from RefSeq and is a predicted model, not a curated record. Gene Ontology annotation, molecular function: UDP-glycosyltransferase activity. The transcript has a single exon. The coding region runs from base 1 to 1362 and encodes 453 amino acids. NCBI's taxonomy places the organism in Eukaryota, Viridiplantae, Streptophyta, Magnoliopsida, Lamiales, Acanthaceae.